AUGGCUGAUGGUACUCAAUUUGUUGACAGCGAUACGGUGGAACACACUCAGUUGCUGGUUCCGAAGUCUAACCUUUCAAGGCCAUAUGUUUGGCCUUUUCUUAUAAUCUACCCAUGCUAUAAUUAUCUCUAUUCGAAUCACUACGAUGAAUAUUUUGUUGGUAGAGAGUGGACUUUCAUUUACACGCUUGCAAUUGUCUCCGUUCAUGCCCUAAUUUGGCUUCUACCAAAGUGGAAUUUGGACUUACAAGUAAAGUUUCAAUACAACAAGGUCAAAGAUUUGCAAUUAGCCACUCAUAUUUUGAUGAAGGCAAAACCUUCUUGUGGUUUAAGCGAAAUUUGUAAGAUUGAAACUAUUCCUGGUCAAGUCUCUUUUAAAUAUCAGAAGAGAAAGUUCUUGUACAGCUCAAAAACAAAAAAAUUUUCCCCUCCAAAGUUCUUUGUGGAUGACGAGUCCUUAACAAUUAAAGAGAUCAAAUCAAUUAGAGGUCUACCAUCUGAUAAAGUUCCAGCUUUGAAGAAACAUUAUGGUCCCAACACUUUUGAUAUUCCUGUUCCAACUUUCAUGGAACUAUUCUAUGAACACAUGCUUGCUCCUUUCUUUGUCUUUCAAUUAUUCUCUAUUUCUUUGUGGCUAAUGGACGAAAUGUGGUACUUAUCUAUCUUCUCCUUGAUUAUGUUGUUUUCCUUUGAAGCAACUACAGUGUAUCAAAGAAAGGCUACUAUGACUGAAUUCCAAAGCAUGGGCAUUAAACCUUAUAAUAUCUGGGUCUACAGAGACGGUAAAUGGUCUGAGAUUCAAACCGAUGAGUUAUUACCUGGCGAUGUUGUAUCCGUUGUUAGGACACCACAUGAAGACUUAUCGAUUCCAUGUGAUAUGAUCCUUCUUCAAGGUUCUUGUAUUGUUAAUGAGGCGAUGUUGUCGGGUGAAUCCACACCAUUAUUAAAGGAAAGUAUUGAGUCGAGAGAGAAUGAUUCCAAGUUCCAACCAGAUGGUCAAGACAAAAACUCAUUAUUACAUGGUGGUACAUCGUGUCUCCAAGUUACUGCUCCUGAAAAGCCAAUUAUUCCGUUAGCCCCAGAUAAUGGUACUUUAGCUGUUGUUUCCAAGACUGGUUUCGAAACCACUCAAGGUUCUUUGGUCAGGGUGAUGAUUUUCUCAUCGGAAAGGAUGUCUGUAGCAAAUAAAGAAGCCUUUUUCUUUAUUUUGUUUUUAUUGGUGUUUGCCAUUGUUGCAGCGAGAUAUGUUUGGAUCGAAGGUACUAAAAUGGGUAGAAAGCAGUCAAAAUUGAUUCUUGACUGCAUCAUUGUUUUGACUUCAGUUGUUCCUCCUGAAUUGCCUAUGGAAUUAACCAUGGCUGUUAACCAAUCUCUAUCUGCCUUAGCAAAGCAUUACAUCUUCUGUACCGAACCAUUCAGGAUUCCUGUUGCAGGUAGAAUUGAUGUUUGCUGUUUUGAUAAGACAGGUACCUUGACAGCAGAAGAUUUGUUCUUUGAGGGCUUAGCCGGCUUUGGCUCAAAAGACCGGAAUGUUUUGCUGAAGUGUGAAUCACCUGAUGUGCCUGAAAUUACGAUCGACUUACUUGGUUCAGUCCAUGCUUUGGUAAGAUUAGAUGAUGGCGAAGUUGUGGGUGAUCCUAUGGAAAAGGAAACUGUUAAAGUUUCUGGCUGGAAAUUAGAUGAUAGUAAGAAGAACUUAAUGAUUCACACUAAAAGUAACAAGAAGAUUGAAAUUCUGAAAAGAUUCCAAUUUUCUUCAGCGUUAAAAAGAUCAUCUGUUAUUUCCAAGAUAGGAGAUAAGAUUUUAGUUGGUACUAAAGGUGCACCGGAAACUAUUGCUGAUAGACUAUCCAAUGUCCCUGCAGACUAUGAAUCAACAUUCAAGCACUAUACCAGAAACGGUUCUAGAGUUUUAGCUUUGGCAUACAAGUAUCUUAAAAACGGGAAAAGCUUGGAAAACUUGGAGAGAAAAGAUGUUGAAAAGGAUCUCACUUUUGCAGGAUUCAUAGUAUUUCACUGUCCAAUGAAAGAUGAUGCUGUUGAAACAAUUCAAAUGUUAAACCAUUCUUCUCAUAGAUGUGUUAUGAUAACAGGUGAUAACCCGCUAACUGCUUGUCAUGUUGCGUCCAAGGUCGGAAUAAUUACCAAAGACGUCUUGAUUUUGGAUAAACCUGAAAAAAACCAUUCGGGCGAUAACUCUCUUGAGUGGAGAAACGUGGAUGAGACAAGAGUCAUCCCAGUCAACAAAGACAUCACGUUUGAUAUGAAAUUCUUAAAGGAAAACGAUUUAUGUAUUACAGGUUAUGCACUGAAUGAGCUGAUGAAUCACCCACAGAUCUCUACUUUGAUAAGAUAUUCUUGGGUUUAUUCAAGAGUUUCUCCUUCCCAGAAGGAGUUUAUUUUGAACACUUACAAAAACCUAGGUUAUAAUACUUUGAUGUGUGGUGAUGGUACCAAUGAUGUUGGUGCAUUAAAGGCUUCCAAUGUUGGUAUUGCUUUGUUAAAUGGUACCGAGGAAUCCCUAAAGCAAAUGCAAGAAAAUAAAAAGAUUGAAAAUUUCAAGAGGCUUUACCAAAAGCAAUGCGAUUUAAUGGCUAAGUGGAAUCAGCCACCUCCAAAAAUCCCUGUUCAAAUUGCCCACUUGUAUCCUCCUGGACCUUUAAAUCCACACUAUUUGAAAGCGCUAGAACAACAUGGUACGGAAAUAACUGAUGAAGUUAAGAAGCUUGUGGAAGAGGCUAACAAAGAUGCCGUCCUACCUGUCCAAAAUGAAAAUGCACAAAACGCUCUUGCUGGAAAUCUACUCUCGCAGUUACAAGAAUCUCAACAAGAAGAUGAAGCUCCUGUGUUGAAAUUGGGUGAUGCUUCUGUUGCUGCACCAUUUACCUCGAAGUUGGCAAGUGUUACAACCGUUGUUAAUGUUAUCAGACAGGGUAGAUGUGCUUUGGUUUCCACUAUUCAGAUGUACAAGAUCUUAGCGUUGAACUGUUUGAUUUCAGCUUAUUCUUUGUCGGUCCUAUACUUAGCUGGGAUCAAAUUUGGUGAUGCACAAGCAACGGUCUCGGGUAUUCUAUUAUCAGUUUGUUUCAUGUCAAUUUCUAGAGGUAAAGCAAUUGAAAAGCUAUCUAGGGAAAGACCCCAACCUGGUAUUUUUAACAUCUACAUUAUGGGCUCUAUUUUAGGGCAGUUUGCUAUUCAUUUGGCUGCGCUAAUCUAUAUCACGAAAGAAAUUUACAUUUUGGAACCACGUGAACCUCAAGUUGAUUUGGACAAGACUUUUGAACCAUCUCUGUUGAAUACUGCCAUGUUCUUACUUCAGCUUUCUCAACAAAUUAGUACUUUUACCGUUAACUACAUUGGCAGACCAUUUAGAGAAUCUAUUCAUGAAAACAAGGGUAUGUAUUAUGGUAUCUUGAGCGUUGCUGCAUUAUGUAUCGCUGGAUCGACAGAGUUCAUGCCAGAACUAAACGAAGCCAUGCAAUUUGUUCCAAUGGAGGCAUUAUUCAAGAUUAAAUUGACUGUGACCAUGUUACUUGAUUUUUUCUUGGCAUGGGCAAUUGAGCUGAUUUUGAAGCACUUCUUCAUGGAUUUCAAGGCAGCGGAUAUUGCUGAUAGAGAAUACGACAAUGAUGUUGACAAUCAUGUUGAAAUCGAACUUACAUCAGAAGAAAAGAAAAUACAAUAG
Pichia kudriavzevii is the source of this 3684-nucleotide messenger RNA. RefSeq lists its product as uncharacterized. The coding region runs from base 1 to 3684 and encodes 1227 amino acids. The record is from RefSeq and is a predicted model, not a curated record. Gene Ontology annotation, biological process: intracellular calcium ion homeostasis. Lineage: Eukaryota; Fungi; Ascomycota; Pichiomycetes; Pichiales; Pichiaceae. The transcript has a single exon. Gene Ontology annotation, cellular component: endoplasmic reticulum membrane. Gene Ontology annotation, molecular function: ATP binding; P-type ion transporter activity; ATP hydrolysis activity.